CUUGAUAACAUUGACCUCUAUUUAUCAAGUGCGGAAAUUGUUUUUCUCAGGUAUAAUCAAGUCAGACUAGCCAUUCUGAAUGCUGUACUUCUGACAAUUCGUUUGGACCAGACAGCAGCUUAUCAACACAUUAUAGCUAUAAUGUUCUGCUAAAAAGAAAAUACCAUGGUCAACUUAGCAGAUCCUCUGUACAGAAAUUGGGUGAAGGGUUCAUUGGGACUGAAGUACUUGAAACAAGGUCUCCAAUGUCCCGUGGAUCGCCUUGUUCAGAAGCAACAUAAAAAACUUCUUCGCGAGGUUGAAAAGAAAACAGGGUUCCCUGCCGUCAACUGCACAGAGUGCACGCUAGACAAUCUCCUUCCAGAGCAUACGAGAAAAAAAUGCAUUCAAAGAUACAAGUCUAAAUGUUUCUGUAAUCAACAACAAGCUGGGCGUAGAAAAUGCCCAAAUAAUUUCUGCAGUUUUUUUUAUGAUCUGAUUAUUCUUGCCCAUGAUGAGAGAAAUCCAACUUGGUCAAACACUGACCCAAGACGGUGGUACAGUGAUCAUUGGUCUUUUGCACAGUGCUAUGUGUCAACAAGUGGGUAUUUGGAUAAACCUUCAGCCACAGAGACAGACGCAGCUGGUCUUCUUUCAGUCGUUCUCAAUAACAUAGAGAUUAGAGAUACUGUUGACAAUGUUGAUAAUUUCAAACAAGCACGUGAUUGUCGUAACGAUCUCAUGCAUUCUACCAAUUUUGAGGUCCAGGGUGUUCAGUUGGAACGAUAUAUUGAUACAAUGAUUCAAGUCCUUAAGGAUGCGACCUUAUUAGCGCAAGAGUCAGAAGCUAACGCUGCUGUAGAGGAACUAAAUAAGCUGAAAGAAAAUCACUUAAUAAUUACUACUGAAGAUAUCACAAGUGUCCUGGAACAUGUUAUUGAAGAGAACACGAGAAGAGCUCAAUCUGAAAUUGAAAAGAGUAAACAAGUUAUUCAAACAUGUAUAGAAAGGUUGAAAACCCUAAAGGACUCGAUAUCUACAGUGGAGAGUACAUGCAUCAGUUCAAUAAUGCAGGCAAAGAAUAACGCUAUUGUCAAUAUCAAUGAUACUGCAAGUUCUGCUCAAAAUCAAUUAAUUGCAGUGGCAAGUAGUCAAGAGAAAGAAAUGGUGACUAGAGCAAAGCAUCAACUUUAUUGCCAGACUGGUGUUAAUGAACGGAGACUUGCGAAAAGAGCAAAACAGUUUGAAAAAGAAAUGACCCGGAAAGCAAAAAGGUUUCGCUCGGACAUUGCCGAGGCCGCAAGUAAAGAGGUUAUAAACAUACAGACAUCAAGCACAGGGAGUGACAAUGUACAGUCUUAUUCUACUGAAAAAUACGAACAGAUGAAAACAGAUUUACGGUCUGAUUUGAUUACAUUCUAUCGAAAAAGACAUAGUUCACUGCCACUGUCUCCACUUCAAGAAGAGCAAGAUGCUCCGCUCAUUGAUUUCUAUGUAUCACCAACGUUGAAAGCUGUACACGGCAAAACGAGAGGGACAGAAGACAAAAGCACAGUAUCAUACUCGGGUGUAUUUACUCAUGAUUCGAGAAAGUGCAUGGAUAUAUAUUUGACGUCACCCGCUGGAACAGGAAAGACUGCCUUUACCAAACGUAUGGCUAUUACAUGGUGUCAAGCUCAACAACCUACAGAUGAUUUCAAGGAAUAUUUUUCAGAGUUUCAAACAGACAUUGAUGUUAUGAAAACAUUUCCAUUCCUUUUUCUUAUUAUGUUAAGGGACGUCGGAAAAGAACACUGUGACGUUGACUCAAUGAUUCGUAAUGAAAUUCUCACAGACUUGUCUGGAAAGUACACAGAUGAGUUUAUGAUACGCCUACUUCGGGAUGAAAAAGUUGUGACCAUUCUUGAUGGUCUAGAUGAGUGGUCACACACAACCGCGGAUAAUGCAAUAUGCAAAAAGAUAUCGGAUAUUCCACACAGAAAAGCAAGAGAAAAUUGCACCAUUUUAACAACGACAAUAUCUUGGAAGUUUGAUGUGUUGCGAAUAUCAUCUAGCCAGAUGGAUCAUAAAAUCGAAAUUUUACCACUUGACAGAGUAGAUUCUGAAUGCUUAGUGAAACGAGCUACUAACUAUUUAAAUAGCAAAUACAAGGAGGAAAAAUGUUAUGAAGACUUUAGGGAAAUAAGUGAAAAGAAACCUUUAGAUAGACUUAUAUAUAUUCCCUUGAUUUUGAUGCAAUUACUUUGUUUGUGGUAUGACGGGGAACCAAUCGGUCAGUCUCUUUGUCAAAUUUUCACCAACAUUUUAGAAUUCUUGUUCAAAAGAGCUGUUAAAAAGUCGCCAAGAAUUGGAAGUAGCUCGACUCAUAGAAGGACUGUUCAUUUACAGCUUCCAAAAUGCUUUGAACAAACGGUACUCUGUAAGGAACAUGAGCAGCUUCUUUUAUCUCUAGGAAAGUUGGCUUUCAAGCGAUUGUUUUGUGCCGAUCGAAGUUCAAUGUUAGCAUUUGACUACAUCGAUGCAGAAAAUAUCUUAUCCAAACAGGACUUAAAUGUUGCAUUAGAAACCGGGAUCUUAACAGGGAAUAAGGUACAAACUUUAACCUCCAGACGUUACGUUUUAUCAUUUAUUCACAAAACAUACCAGGAAUUUCUGGCAGCUUUAUAUAUUUCUGCAUGCGACGUGUUCCCAACUGAAAUAUUUACUUUCUGCGAAUCCGUCACUAGGCUUCUUGAUAUAUCCUACAUGUUUGUGUUUCUUAGUGGAUUAAACGGAUCGAAAAUGAACGAAAUGUGCCCUGCCAUUACUGAUGUUAUCUCCGACGAUAUUGAAAAGUACAGACGAACAUAUAAAAUUAAAUCUCCUAUAAAACAAAUACAGCGUAUCUUUAUUGAUUGCUUUGACGAAAACAAUAAAUGCGGAGGUCAAGGACUUCAACUUCCUCUUGCGGAUAUUCUAGUUGACGACUGGUGUGACGACUUUGAUAAAUUAAAUGCACAUUUAUUAAGGGAUGAGUUAAGAAAUAUAAAAUCAUUACAUCUUGCAUGCUUUCCGGAAAAUGACAUUUCAGCACUUCUAAAGAAAUUGCAGACUCUGUAUAAUUUACAAAAGUUAAGUGUACAUUAUGCAGAUCCCCGUGAAGUAGACAGUAUGAUAAAGGGGUCCUCUGAAACAUUAAGCGUGCUCAAUAUUCACCAUGUUGAACGACUAAGUGACAAAACGUUAAAUACGUUAACCCAUAUUGAAAACCUACAUGCCCUGUCAUUAAAGGGAAUAAAACUAACCUGUAUACAAAUAUCAAAGCUUUAUGCGUGCAUUUCUCGAUGUACUUUUAUGAAAGAGCUGAGGUUAGAGAAACUUUCAUGUCCAGAUGACUUUGAUGUAUUGCCUUGUCUGAAUUUAACUGACCUUACGAAGCUUGAGAUAUUGAGAAUAGUAAACCUACCAGCGAGCAUUGAAAUAUCUCAAAGGAAUGUGUCUUGUCUAAAAGAAGUAAAAUGUGAUAUCUCUGUAGAUUUUAGAUUCCUUUUAGGUUCAAAACAACUACAAAUGUUGCAUAUCACUGGGUGCACUGAUUAUGGAAAGGCUGAUAAUCUGGAUCAUCUUACCAAGGUAUUACUGCAGUUGCCAUCUUUGAAAAAUCUAAAAAUUAAACACUGUUCCCUGAAGAAACUGCAUUUUGAACGAUGUUCUAAACAUCUUGAAUUGAUCGAGCUUAAAUUUGUCAAAAUGAGCAGUGCAUCAUUUAAAAAAACUGUUCUCUCACUGACACACCUGCCACAAGCUAUUCAGGUGCGUUUAAUAGCAGCUCAUACAUGUAUGUCCAAGGCUACUGAAGAAUAUUUCAGAAAGUCGAAACUUUUUCUUGUGUACGGGAUAAUACCUGUGGUCAUAUUGAAGAAGAGUAUAACGUAAACUAUACAGCAACCAAAACAGGCAACAUGAAUUUUCAUUUGUUAUUCAUACAAGGAAUUCAUUACAAGACUUUUCCAAUUGAUAAAAAACCUCUGUUUAGAAUUGAGCUAAAACUUCAUGUGGCACAGAAAAAAAUGAUUGUGUAAUUUGAGCAAAAUCUACCACUAGUAUUAAUAUCGUAUUAAGAAGAAACUUUUAAAAGGA
Mercenaria mercenaria is the source of this 4098-nucleotide messenger RNA. RefSeq lists its product as uncharacterized. Lineage: Eukaryota; Metazoa; Mollusca; Bivalvia; Venerida; Veneridae. The coding region runs from base 166 to 3894 and encodes 1242 amino acids. The record is from RefSeq and is a predicted model, not a curated record. The transcript has 6 exons.